Messenger RNA from Teleopsis dalmanni, 3875 nucleotides. RefSeq lists its product as uncharacterized. Gene Ontology annotation, biological process: dendrite self-avoidance; homophilic cell-cell adhesion; axon guidance. Gene Ontology annotation, molecular function: cell-cell adhesion mediator activity. NCBI's taxonomy places the organism in Eukaryota, Metazoa, Arthropoda, Insecta, Diptera, Diopsidae. The record is from RefSeq and is a predicted model, not a curated record. Gene Ontology annotation, cellular component: plasma membrane; axon.
UUUCUGCAAGUGGUAACAAAGUUAUAACCGGACCAUUUCUACAAAUAGAAAAACAAUUAUCAAGACUGACUAUAACAAAACCGCACUUGGCUUACUGCCUACCAUGCAAAGCAACAAUCACAGAAAAUUUUUAUAAAAAUAACUUCAAAUUUUUCUAUACUUGGUUUCGAAACGAUAAUAAACUGAUUGAUCCACCUAAAUAUAGAAAUGGUACUUUGUGUUUACCGCCGAAUGAGAGAGCAACUGGAGUUUAUCGUUGCAUAAUCAAUGCUAAUGAAACGGCACUACUUUCAGAACAAAUUAAUGUAGAAUAUCCUGUAUUGAGACGUGUUCUGAAUAUCUCAACGAAUAUAACAGCAUUAUAUGGUCUACCUCUGACACUUAAUUGCCCCGUUGUGAGUGUACCUCCUGCAAAUAUAUCCUGGUAUAUUGGGAAUACAACGUUAUCGAAAAAUUACAAAGACGACAGUUUCAUUGUCCUUGCCAAUGGCAGUUUAGUUUUAAGGAAUAUUACUUUAAGAGAAAAUGGAAAGUAUAAAUGCUUAGCUCGAAAUGAAUUUACAAUAAAAAAUCAUCGUAAAAUCACUCUGACUGUAACAGUGGAUGGCGCAAAAGAUCGUCGUAAACGUUCGCAGCUAAUACCAUAUUUACAGAAUCCUACAGAAUAUGUGCCACAAGGAGAUGAGUUGAAACUUUAUUGUAGUGGAGUCAACAAUUCAGUUUCAAUUGAAUGGUGGUUUCAGCGUACAACACACUCUCCACUAACUAAACUCAAUAACGAUAGCAACGAAUAUCACAUAAGCUAUGCAACUGUUGAGGAUCACGAAGGUUACUACACAUGUUCAAUACCAAACACAUUAGAUACUCAAACUUUUUACGUGAUUGUAACAAUACCACCAAAGAUAAUCGAGCCUCUACCCUCAUAUGAAAGUCUAAUAACAUCUGCGAUGACACUUCAAUGUCGUAUUAGUGGUAACCCCAAGCCAAUUGUACGUUGGUACCACAAUGGGUCUCCUUUAAAUAGUUCCUAUACACGUAACAUAAACGGUAAUGAUCUUGUUUUUUAUUCGUUCGAUCCAGAUGAAGCAGGCAUGUAUCAGUGCUUUGCGCAUAAUAUUGCUGGUGAAGUAUACUCUGCUGCGGAAAUACGUUUGGGAAGCAAAAGUGAAGAAAUAAGAAGUAAUCCACUACAAAAUAUUCGUUGUUUUCCACACAGCUCGAAUACAAUCAAUGUUACUUUUGAUAGCAAAGCUACUGACCCCCUGUUUAUUGCAUACAUUGUACAAAAUAAUCCUUAUCGUUGGACGGCUCCAUUUCCUCCUAGAAAACUAAACAGUACCUCUUAUGUGAUAUUAUCUAAUGAUUUUCCUUAUUAUCGUCCAUUUGCGUUAAUUAUUCGUGCUCUAUUUCCUACAUCAGAAUAUCGAUACCAAGGUAGCAAACCUCAGCAACAAUCAAUGCAAAGCUCAAUUCGAAGUCCGCCAAUUACAUGCUUCACUCAAGGAUUGCCGUUACAUGUUGUAUAUUUUGGCAAUGACACUUUUGUUACAUGGUCCCAACCCGAUCUAAGUUUAAAGAAGUAUUUUAUUCUACAAUUUUCCAUAAACUAUACUAAUCCACAUCCAAAACAAAUGCUUGAUCAACAAUUACUUGGCACCACUCGUCACGUAAACCUCACUCAAGAAGAUGUUUCUAAAGAUCUCACUAACAUCGAGCCACUUAACGGCACAGUAGUGCGUGCCAUUCUCAAACGAGCGGAAAGUAAGUACAUUGACAAUGAUGCUCGAGUGAAUCAUUUGGAAACUGAUGAGGACAUUUUCAACUUGGUGGUACCAGCGAAUGUCUCUGGUGUUUUGAUGCAAAAUUUUACAUGUAUCAAAUUACGGGUUCUCAUUAUAACAUCAGAAAAUGAAAAUUUGGCACAAGAUUUCCGUUAUGUACAUUGGAAGUCAAUCGACAACAAUACUUCAGAACUUUUAAGUACACCAUUUCGUUUGAAAAUCGUGGAAUCGCGUAUGGUGGUUUUUCAUUUUCAGGACAAUUUCAAUGAAUCGUGCAUACGUGUUUGUCAUUCACUAACAAAAUAUCCAAACAUCAACAAAGAUAAGCCUAUAUGUAAUGAUCGUAUGAUUAAAAACUCUCAACUAGAAGUUAGUGGCUUAAAACCAAUAAAAAGUUAUCGUUUGAGCUUUUCAAACUGUGCAUCACACCAUUUUUACGGACAACUGGAUGUCAAUACUUUACCAGAUCCACCAGGCACCAUCAGUAAUCAACGUAUAACAAGGCACAAUGGCUUAAAGUUGAGCUGGGAUCCGCCACUCCAACCAAAUGGUCAGGUACAUCAUUACAAUAUAAUUUGGACGCUAGGCAAUGUAACGCAUGAGGCUAAUGUUAUGGAGUGCAACAUAUGCUAUUAUAAGUUUCCUAAUAUUUCUGAAAGUGCAAAAAUAAAUGUAACAGUGCGAGUGGUAGGUGAAACAGGUAUUGGUGCACCAAUUUUUAUAGAUCUAAGGGGCAUAAAUCAUCACAUGAUCGAGAUAGAACAGAAUUCAAGCACGGAGUUAUAUAGUGGUAUUUUAAUUGGAACCUUGCUUUCGGUACUGUGCGUUGUUAUUUUUGCUUUGAUAAUUAUAUUGCAACGUCGGCGUUUCAAAGCACGUCAACAAGGUCCAGUACACUUAACAUCUACCUCAGAAAUGAAUUUUGGCAAUUUAAGUAACACGGGAAUUCAAUGUGAUAGUGCGGGUGGCUUGAGUGGUAGUACUUUACAACAUGAAUUCUACGAAAUGCAGACACUAAUACCAAAGACUGUAAGACGAGCUGAUAAUGUGACAAAUCGACCGAAUGAUUAUCAAACUACACCAUUACCAAAUGGUAAUAAACAAGCUAAUCGUGCUGAUCACAGUCUUGUCAUUGAAACUAAUAGGCAAGGUUUCGAUGGCACUUCCAGUCAUAAUAGCUCACAAUUACCGCUAUGCAGUUCUACACCAGAACGUAACGGAAAAGAUGAAGUGCCACAAGAUGCUAGACCCUUCUUUAUUCCAUUCAAAAACUCUGCAAAUGCAGUAGUAACAAUUCAGAAACGAGGCAUUCCACCAAAUUUGACAGCAGUUUGCAGUAAAUUGCCACAAACUAAUUUACCACUUAUAGCUGCACUACCGAGUGGUACUAAUAGUAAUAGCACACGACGCAGUGGAAGUUUAAGUAAUAGUAGCACGGGAAGUGCCAGUAGUAGUAAUAAGAAACAGAAUCACUCAAGUUUUUCUAAACAUUCUCAGUCUAUUGAUGGUAUAUGCCUUUUAGCUGAAGAAGAAUCUGCUGCAACACUAACCCCAACUUCUGAAACAGUUGCGGACAGUCCUAUGGGAAUACCUAUGAAAAAAGAGAAUGAUUCCCAUCCAAUUAUAAAUGACAAUUUAAAGUCAAUUGAAAGAGCUACAACAUCAUCAAUAGCAGUAACGAAACCCACCUUAAAUUCUAUUAAGUCAAAUCUGGUUAAUCUAUGUAACAAUUCAAAUCAAACGAAUUUAAUAUCAACUGAUCGUUCUUUUAAUCAUCAAAACAAAAACAAAUCUAUAGUUCCUGCCGGUGGAUCCAUUACGGAAGUACAUGUUUCCACACCACCAAAUGCCAAAUGUUGGCCAAAAACAACUGUUCCAAAUUUUCCAAUUUCGAAUGCUGAGCUUUCAUCAAUCGGUCAUUUAUAUCGUCGCCCCAAUGUGGAUCCAAAUGGCUAAUUUUUUUUUUUAUACAGAAUAUUUCCAAUUAUUUAUUAAGUUUAAAUUAUGUUAUCCGGAGAAAUUGUCGGGAUCAUCAUGAAUACAUUCCAGAUAGAAGCAUGCUUACAUACAUACGUAUACAAAUAUAUAUAUAUA